AGAGAGCCACAUGAGCUGAUGAUGUAAACAACUGCAGUGCGAGGCUGGUCUGUCUUUAUGAGCGAGAGCAGCAGCCCUUCACAGUCACACAGCAGAUCAUGCCCCACGAACCCGACCCUCCUCCGGCCAAGAGAUUUAAGCCGGGCUCACCUUUCUUCCGCCUGGAUAAGAAGCCGGGCAUGCUGCUCCCCCGGGCGGGACACGCGGCCGCCGGCGUGGAGGCGCAGCGGAGACACUUGCCGAUAUACCAGAGUCGGACACAGGUGAUCAGCCAGCUCCGACAGCUCCACAGCGCCGUGUUCAUCGGUGAGACAGGCUCCGGUAAAACCACUCAGAUCCCACAGUACCUGUAUGAGGCGGGCAUCGGCCGGCAGGGCAUCAUCGCCAUCACUCAGCCCCGCCGGGUCGCUGCCAUAUCACUGGCCGGUCGAGUGGCUGAAGAGAAGAAAGUGCAGCUGGGGAAACUGGUGGGCUACACGGUGCGCUUCGAGGAUGUCACAUCACCAGAGACCAAGCUGAAGUUCAUGACGGAUGGGAUGCUGCUGCGCGAGGCCAUUGGAGAUCCACUGUUACUGCGGUAUACUGUGGUGAUCCUGGACGAGGCUCACGAGAGAACUGUACACACUGAUGUGCUGUUCGGUGUGGUAAAGGCCGCGCAGCGCAGACGCUUGGAGCAGAAUAAAAUACCACUCAAGGUGGUGGUGAUGUCUGCCACUAUGGACGUGGAUUUGUUCUCUCAGUACUUCAACAAGUCUCCCGUUCUGUAUCUGGAGGGCCGACAGCAUCCUAUUCAGAUCUACUACACCAAACAGCCACAGUCUGACUAUCUGCAGGCGGCGCUCGUCUCCAUAUUCCAGAUCCACCAGGAAGCUCCGUCGUCUCAUGAUAUCCUGGUGUUCCUUACGGGUCAGGAGGAGAUCGAGGCUCUGGCGCGCACCUGCCGGGACAUCUCCAAACACCUGCCGGACACCAGCGGGAGCAUGACUGUGGUGCCGCUCUACGCCUCACUGCCACCUGCACAACAGAUGCGUGUGUUCCUGCCCGCACCCAAGGGCUCCAGGAAAGUGAUUCUGUCCACCAACAUUGCUGAAACCUCCAUCACCAUCUCCGGCAUCAAGUACGUCAUCGACACCGGCAUGGUGAAGGCCAAGCGCUUCAACCCAGACAGUGGUCUGGAGGUGCUGGCGGUGCAGCGUGUGUCUAAGGCUCAGGCAUGGCAGCGUGCAGGUCGAGCCGGUAGAGAAGACGCCGGAUCCUGUUAUCGUCUCUACACUGAAGACGAGUUCGAGAAUCUCGCCAACAUGACCGUUCCAGAGAUCCAGAGGUGUAAUCUGGCCAGUGUGGUCCUGCAGCUCCUGGCUCUGGGUGUUCCUGACGUCCUCAACUUUGAUUUUGUGUCCAAACCGUCGCCUGAGUCGAUGCGGACGGCAGUGGAGCAGCUCUGUAUCCUCGGAGCCGUCGACAGGAAAGAUGAUCAUGUUUCUUUAACGCCGCUGGGCAAGAAAAUGGCCUGUUUCCCUCUGGAGCCUCGAUUCUCUAAAACUCUCCUGAUCUCUCCCGAUUUCUCCUGCACUGAGGAGAUUCUGACCAUCAUCUCUCUGCUGUCUGUGGACUCUGUGCUCUACAAUCCUCCGGCCCGCAGAGACGAGGUCAUCUCCGUCCGCAAGAAGUUCAUCUCCAGCGAAGGCGACCACAUCACUCUCCUCAACAUCUACAGGGCCUUCAAGAAAGUCAGCGGGAACAAGGACUGGUGUCGAGAGAACUUUGUGAACAGCAGGAACAUGGGGCUGGUGGGAGAGGUUCGAGCUCAGCUCAGAGACAUCUGUAUCAAGAUGAACCUGAAGCUGGAGUCGUCGGUGUGUGAUCUGGCGAAUGUGCGCCGCUGUCUCGCUCACGGUUUGUUCAUGAGCGCAGCAGAACUGCAGCCGGACGGAUCAUACGUGGCUCUGGACACACACCAGCCCGUCAGCAUACACCCGUCCUCUGUGCUGUUCCAGGCGCGGCCGGUGUGUGUGUUGUUCAACGAGCUGCUGCACACGUCACGCUGCUACAUGCGGGAUCUGUGUCUCAUACAGACUGACUGGCUGCACGAGGCCGCGCCAGAGUACUUCAGGAGGAAACUGCGCGCAAUCAAGAGCUAA
This is a messenger RNA of Danio rerio (zebrafish), 2141 nucleotides long. RefSeq names its product DEAH (Asp-Glu-Ala-His) box polypeptide 33 (gene dhx33). Gene Ontology annotation, cellular component: nucleolus; canonical inflammasome complex. Gene Ontology annotation, biological process: positive regulation of transcription by RNA polymerase I. Gene Ontology annotation, molecular function: double-stranded RNA binding; nucleotide binding; rDNA binding. The record is from RefSeq and is marked validated. Lineage: Eukaryota; Metazoa; Chordata; Actinopteri; Cypriniformes; Danionidae.